AAGAAAGCGAAUCGGAGGAGAAGGGAGGAGGAAGGAGGAGCGAAGAGAAGGAGGAAGAAGACGCCCUCGGGGACGCCGAUAGGACCGCGAAGGAGAAGAGGGUCGAGAGUGACAGCGCCGCGAAGGAAAAUGCAGGAGGAAGGAGCGAAGAAGAACCGGACCGAAGGAGACGGAGAGGCGACCUUGUUCCUGCGGAGAUCAUGUCCUGCAGCGACCUCCGAGUCCCCGCCCCCGCCCCCUCGCCUCCCCGCCAGGCCCAGGAGACCCCGGGGAACCCACGCCUCACGCCACAGCUGUAAACAAGGCAGCGCGACGCCCGUAAACAGCAGCGGGUCCGCCGAUAUUGGCCGUGACGGCAGUAAAGCGAGCUCCUUCCGAUGGCUCGGGCGGCGCGGCAUCCCGACGACCGCAAAGCUUUACCUGGUGCUAGCGGCGACGUCCCUGGUCGUCUACGUCAACGGCGUCGUUGGCGAUUACGUCCACGACGACCUCAGCGCCGUGGUCGGGAACCCUGACGUGCAGGGGACGACUCCACUGUGGCGUCUCCUCGUCAACGACUUCUGGGGGAGGCCCAUGGCGGACCCGGCCUCGCACAAGUCCUACAGGCCUCUCACCAUCCUCUCCUUCAGAUUCACCCACUGGCUAUGGAGUCACAGCGCCCUUGCAGACCACCUAGUGAACAUCGCGCUGCACGUGGGCGUGACUGUGCUGUACGCCCGCACUCUGCUCUCGGCCCUCCGCCUCUCCCUCGCCCAAACUCUUAUCAGUGGCCUUGCCUUCGCGACUCAUCCCGUCCACACUGAAGCCACCCACAAACCCGCGCCUCUUAAACUCGACCCGACAGCACAGGUACAAAAAGGAAACCCGAGUAAUCACAGGAGGCUAAACCAUCCUCCAGAGAUGCCAGGAAGAUCUAAGGAUGUCCUUCUCCCUUCCUCUUCCGCCAGGCACGUGUGGGACCGCACUGGGCUUAACACAGUGAUGCCGCUGUCCCGAAGGAUCGCCAGGAUGAUGUUGUUGGGCCUCUCCGUCGUGUUCCUCAGACUUCUCCUCAUGAGAGCCGCGCCCGUCUUCUCCGACCAAGAUAAUCCCGCAUCUUUCGCCAAGAGCCGCUUCACAAGGUAGGGCAGGAUAAGGAUAGAAGUAAGAUGAUAAGGUUGAUUUCUUGUUUUUAUUAUUGUUUUAUUUUAUUUGUUAAUUAGCAUUAUCAUUUUUUUAUUAUUAUUAUCAUUUACUUUGUUUUCCUUUCAUUUUUUUUAUUGUGAUUAUUUAU
Molecule: messenger RNA, 1273 nt
Organism: Penaeus monodon (black tiger shrimp)
Lineage: Eukaryota; Metazoa; Arthropoda; Malacostraca; Decapoda; Penaeidae
Product: protein O-mannosyl-transferase TMTC1-like
Exons: 4
Coding region: 130-1125 (331 amino acids)
Biological process (GO): protein O-linked glycosylation via mannose
Molecular function (GO): mannosyltransferase activity
Source: RefSeq, a predicted model, not a curated record